Molecule: messenger RNA, 335 nt
Organism: Sinocyclocheilus grahami
Lineage: Eukaryota; Metazoa; Chordata; Actinopteri; Cypriniformes; Cyprinidae
Product: biorientation of chromosomes in cell division protein 1-like 1
Exons: 2
Source: RefSeq, a predicted model, not a curated record
UUCCGGCCGGUUGUUUACUCUGACGCGCCGCGGCGGUUCGGUUGGUUCCGGAGGUUCUGCCGGUGUUCGUGUUCCGCGUGUGGCGAUGGCGGCGCUUCACCCCGGAGACCCGCAGCUGGUGUCGGCGAUCGUCAGUCACCUGAAGACGGAGGGUCUGUUCGAUCAGCUCCGCAGGGACUGUCUGGCGGACGUGGAUACAAAGCCGGCGUAUUUGCACUUACGACAGCGAGUCGACAACUUCGUGUCCAACCAUCUGGCGAACCACACCUGGAGCCCACAGCUGAACAAGAACCUGCUGAGAAACAGCAUCCGACAGCUGGUCCUGCAGUACGUCU